Peromyscus leucopus (white-footed mouse) is the source of this 2896-nucleotide messenger RNA. RefSeq names its product ubiquitin specific peptidase 16 (gene Usp16). Gene Ontology annotation, molecular function: cysteine-type endopeptidase activity; zinc ion binding; cysteine-type deubiquitinase activity. Bases 166 to 2640 code for a protein of 824 amino acids. Gene Ontology annotation, biological process: regulation of cell cycle; regulation of gene expression. NCBI's taxonomy places the organism in Eukaryota, Metazoa, Chordata, Mammalia, Rodentia, Cricetidae. The record is from RefSeq and is a predicted model, not a curated record. The transcript has 18 exons. Gene Ontology annotation, cellular component: nucleus; cytosol.
CCCCCUUCCUGAAAGGUGACUGGUUCGGCGGUGUGGCUCUCUCUAGUCGUCACCAGGAGGAAGCGGAGCUGGCAGGCGGCUCCGGGCCAGUCGCGGAAGGCAGUUAUGGGCGCCGUCGUCCCAGAUUUUAAUUUUGUGUCAGUGAGCAAUCCAUGAAGUGCCAACAUGGGAAAGAAACGAACAAAGGGGAAAAGUAUUCCAGUUAAGGCUUCCUCUGAAUCUGCAGAACCAAUGUGUAGACACCUUAGAAAAGGGUUGGAACAAGGUAAUUUGAAAAAAGCUUUAGUGAAUGUGGAAUGGAAUAUCUGCCAAGACUGUAAGACUGACAAUAAAGUGAAAGAUAAACCUGAGGAUGAAGCAGAAGACCCUUCAGUUUGGUUGUGUCUUAAAUGUGGCCAUCAGGGCUGUGGCAGAGAUUCUCAGGAGCAGCAUGCCUUGAAGCACUACUCGACACCAAGAUCAGAGCCUCACUAUCUGGUGCUAAGUUUGGACAAUUGGAGCGUCUGGUGUUACAAGUGUGAUGAGGAGGUCAAAUACUGUAGUUCAAACCGAUUGGGCCAAGUGGUUGAUUAUGUUAGGAGACAAGCUGGUACUACAGCUCCAAAGCCAGAGAAAGAUAAUGGACACAUUGAACUUGAAAAUAAAAAAUUAGAAAAAGAGAGUAAAAAUGAGCAAGAGAGAGAGAAAUCAGAAAACAUGGCUAAAGAAAAUAUUCCUAUGGACUCUGCUUCCCAGAUAACUGUGAAAGGACUCAGUAAUUUGGGAAAUACUUGUUUCUUCAAUGCCGUUAUGCAGAAUUUGUCACAAACACCAGUGCUUAGAGAACUACUGAAAGAAGUGAAAAUGUCUGGAACAAUUGUAAAAAUAGAGCCACCUGAUCUGGCGCUAACAGAACCUUUAGAAGUGAACCUUGAGCCUCCGGGUCCUCUUACUUUAGCCAUGAGCCAGUUUCUUAAUGAGAUGCAAGAGAACAAAAAGCGAGUUGUGACGCCUAAGGAGCUCUUUUCUCAGGUCUGUAAAAAAGCAACACGUUUUAAAGGGUACCAGCAACAAGACAGCCAGGAGCUACUUCGCUACUUACUGGAUGGGAUGAGAGCGGAAGAACACCAAAGAGUGAGUAAAGGAAUUCUUAAAGCAUUUGGUAAUUCUACUGAAAAAUUGGAUGAAGAAGUAAAAAAUAAAGUUAAAGAUUAUGAAAAGAAAAAGACAAUCCCAAGUUUUGUGGACCGCAUCUUUGGUGGCGAACUAACUAGUACAAUCAUGUGUGAUGAAUGCAGGACUGUCUCCUUGGUGCAUGAAUCUUUCCUUGAUUUGUCUCUCCCAGUUUUAGAUGAUCAGAGCGGUAAGAAAAAUAUAAAUGAUAAAAAUGUGAAAAAGACAAUGGAGGAAGAAGAUAAAGACAGUGAGGAAGAAAAAGAUGACAGCUAUAUGAAAACAAGAACUGAUAUUCCUUCAGGAACAAGCAAGCACAUACAGAAAAAAGCAAAGAAGCAAGCCAAAAAGCAAGCCAAAAACCAACGAAGGCAACAGAAAAUUCAAGAGAAGGUUCUUCACUUAAAUGAUAUCUGUACCACUGACCGUACUGAAGACAAUGAACAUGAAGCUGAAAUGUCACUUCCAGGAGAAGUGGAAGUAAAUAUUGAAUCCAACCAUGUUUCUCAAGAGGAGGUUAUACAUACAGAAUUUUAUGUUAAUGAGAAAGAUUUGAAUGGCCAAGAGAAAAUGAUAGAAAGUACAACUGACAGUCAAUGUCUAGAGGCACUCGGUGUGAGAAGUGUCAACGGUGAGAGUGAUCUGGAGAUUGUGACAUCUGCUACUGAAUGUACUAGGGAUUUAAAUGAUGCCUUCCUGGAGGAAGGGACCAACGGAGAAAUUGACAUUACCAAUGGUUUAAAAAACCUUAAUUUGAAUGCUGCUAUUCAUCCGGAUGAAAUCAAUAUAGAGAUUCUGAAUGACAAUCAUUCUCCUGUGGCAAAAGUGUAUGAGGUUAUGAAUGAGGAUCCAGAAACUGCUUUCUGUACCCUUGCGAACCGGGAAGCUUUCAGUACUGAUGAGUGUUCAAUCCAGCAUUGUUUGUAUCAGUUCACCCGUAAUGAGAAACUUCAAGAUGCAAACAAACUGCUUUGUGAAGUGUGCACAAGACGGCAGAGUAAUGGACCAAAGGCAAAUAUAAAAGGUGAGAGGAAACAUGUUUACACCAAUGCAAAGAAGCAGAUGCUGGUCUCCCUUGCUCCUCCUGUCCUCACUCUCCAUUUGAAGAGAUUUCAGCAGGCUGGUUUUAACCUACGCAAAGUUAACAAACACAUAAAGUUCCCGGAAAUCUUAGAUUUGGCUCCUUUUUGUACCCUUAAAUGUAAGAAUGUUGUGGAAGAAAGUACAAGAGUAUUGUAUUCCUUAUAUGGAGUUGUUGAACACAGUGGUACUAUGAGGUCAGGGCAUUAUACUGCCUAUGCCAAGGCAAGAACUGCAAGUAGUCAUCUCUCUAAUCUUGUUCUUCAUGGUGACAUUCCACAAGAUUGUGAAAUGGAAUCAACGAAAGGGCAGUGGUUUCACAUCAGUGACACACAUGUGCAAGCUGUGCCUGUAACUAAAGUACUCAACUCACAAGCAUAUCUCCUAUUUUAUGAGAGAAUACUGUAAUAACAAAAGUGCUUUCUCUGGAAAUACACCUAUGGCUUUUAUACUGGCUAUUUAACAUAAAAAUAACAAUAAAAAGUUAACUAACUAUAAAUUAUGUUCACCUAAAUGACAAAAACAAUCAUGUUUAAAUACUUAUGGGAAAAUAAUUCACAACGGUUUUUGUAUUGUCAUACUGAUUUUUAUUACUAAAGGCCUGUGCUUAAUCUGACUGGGUGGUAGUUCUCAACACAUCAAUAAACUGAUACCCCAAACUUAA